AUGAAGCUCAAUUCCACAAGUCUUCUGGAUGAAAAUGAUAAAGCGAAUAUUGCUAUCUACUUUGGAAUCGUCACAAUUGCUGGUGAAAUCGUUGGAGUAACCAUGGAUUCAACUUUGUCAACGUUACUGCGUAGUGGAAAGCUAUGCUUCAAAUGCUGUCAAACAAAACGAUCCGAUCCAAUCAUUUGUGCGCUUGGAAUGUUUAUCGCAGCUCCAUUUCUUUUUGGUGGAUUAAAACUCAUGAAAGUGUCUGUCGAGGCUAGCUACAUCUUCCUGUUCGUUGCUAUUACCAGACUUUGCUUCAAUUCGGCCAUCAAGGUUGAUCUACAAAUGACGACUAUUGUUCCAUGGAGGCGUAAUCCAGCAAAGGCAUGGCAAAUUCUGAUUUCACAUUUGUUCGGUGAUGCAUUUGGACCAUAUCUCGUUGGAUUGCUUGCUGAGCUAAAAACAUUGAGCGAC
Messenger RNA from Mesorhabditis belari, 459 nucleotides. Lineage: Eukaryota; Metazoa; Nematoda; Chromadorea; Rhabditida; Rhabditidae. The record is from the annotation of a GenBank genome assembly.